Messenger RNA from Saxophila tyrrhenica, 2403 nucleotides. RefSeq lists its product as uncharacterized. Gene Ontology annotation, molecular function: basic amino acid transmembrane transporter activity. The transcript has 6 exons. Gene Ontology annotation, cellular component: fungal-type vacuole membrane. The coding region runs from base 1 to 2403 and encodes 800 amino acids. Gene Ontology annotation, biological process: transmembrane transport; basic amino acid transport. The record is from RefSeq and is a predicted model, not a curated record. Lineage: Eukaryota; Fungi; Ascomycota; Dothideomycetes; Mycosphaerellales; Extremaceae.
AUGUCGAAGACGAACGGCGGUCUCAAGGUGAUGGCACCUGAGCCGUUGGGUGCUGACGAACGAUCACCUCUCCUGGACCAUCACAAUGGCCGCUCAGAGAACGAAGACAACUUGGAGGCCCAGGCUGAGCAGGAGCAACGAGAAUAUGACGCCGGCACGGUACCACUACCUGACGAGCCGAGCACGAAGAAAUUGCUGGUCACCAUGUCAAGCCUGUGGCUGUGUACCUUCUUCGCUGCCUUAGAUGCCACCAUCGUCGCCACGCUCUCCGGCCCAAUAACAUCCUCAUUCAACUCCGGCACGCUCUUCUCCUGGAUCGCAUCUGGCUACCUCAUCGCAAACGCAGCGUUCCAACCUCUUUCCGGGAAGCUGACCGACAUCUACGGACGACGAGCGGGCAUCGUCUUCGCCACCGUCUUUUUCGCUGUUGGAACACUGAUAUGCGGCUUCGCCAAAGAAGGCUGGGUCAUGAUUCUUGGGCGCGUCGUGGCCGGCUCUGGAGGGGGCUGUCUCAAUACCAUCUCAACGUUCGUAGCCUCGGACCUCAUACCCUUGCGUAAACGCGGCGUCUGGCAGGGCUUUGGCAACAUUGUCUUUGGCACUGGAAUGGGUCUGGGGGGAGUCUUCGGCGGCGCGAUUCAUGAUUCGAUCGGCUGGCGAUACGCCUUCUUCAUACAGGUGCCUUUUAUACUGGUUGGCGGCAUCACCGGCUUCUUCACUGUUGACGUCCCGGUCAAAGACACCGAGACAGAUAAGAUCCGCCGUGUGGACUUCUCAGGCGCCUUUGCUCUCGUUGCGACCCUGGUGCUCCUCUUGCUCGGUCUCAACUCCGGAGGCAACAUCGUCCCCUGGACACAUCCUCUCGUACUCGUCUCGCUCCCACUCAGCGCCGUCUUCCUGCUGGUCUUUAUAUACGUCGAGGACCGAGUUGCUUCGGAGCCUGUCAUCCCAGUGCGUCUACUGCUCAACCAGACGGUCGCUGCCGCAUGUCUCACCAACUGGUUCGCCACGAUGUCUGUCUUUGCAUUGAUAUACUACGGCCCCAUUUACUUCCAGGUCAUUAGUGGCAUAUCAGCAACAAGAGCAGGCACGCUGUUCAUCCCUCAAUCCGCUGGCACAGCCAUAGGCUCCCUCGGCUCCGGCCUUAUCAUGCGAGCGACUGGCAAGUACUGGUGGCUGAACAUCGUCAUACAAGUCAUGAUGGUCACUGGCUGCUCGCUGGUUCUCGCAACAUUUAACGCCACAGUUGCGGACGUGCCGCCCUUCAUCUACCUCUUCCUGAUCGGAACGGCCUACGGAUCAAUGCUCACCAUCACUCUGAUCAGUCUUAUUGCGAGCGUCGACCACAAGUACCAAGCUGUCAUUACCUCAGCUUCGUACGCCUUCCGCUCGACCGGUUCCAGCAUUGGAAUCACGAUAGCAAGCACUGUCUUCCAGAACCUGCUCAAGCAAGGGCUAUUCGAGCGCUUUCCAGAUCAUCCCGACGAAAUCCGGAGGAUUAGGGAUAAUGUAGAUGAAUUGAAACACUUACCGCGAGGAUGGCGGGACGGAGCGAUUGAAGCAUAUGUUGAUGCUUUCAGGGGCGUCUGGGUGGUUGUUCUCGGCUUCGCGAUCCUGACUGCAUUCGCCAUAAUCACAGGCGGAGGAAGUGGCCUGGGCAAGGCGACUGCUCUUCGCUUCGCUGACUCUGGUGCUCGCAUCGUGGUUGGCGACCUCACGUCGAACGGCGUGGAGAAGGAGAUCAACGACAAGCAUGGCAGCGACAAGGCUAUCUUCGUGAAGUGUGAUGUCAGCAAGGAGGAUGACAUCGCGAAUAUGGUGAGGAAGGCAGCCGAAUGGGGCGGACGCCUCGAUAUUAUCUGCAACUAUGCUGGCAUCACAGUCGAGAUCGGCCAGGGAAUGAACAAGCGCGUCCACGAAGUAGACGUCGCCGAUUUCGACAAGCUCCACAACAUCAACACUCGAGGGGUUUGGCUGUGUUGCAAGCAUGCUCUGGGCCAGAUGAUGAAGCAGGAGCCGCGGGCAGCCAAUGCUCGCGGUGAGCAGACUCGUGGUUGGAUUGUGAAUGCUGCGAGUAUGCUUGGUCUGGUUGCCUACCCGAACACCACAGCAUACGUGCCGUCGAAACAUGCUGUCGUGGGUAUGACCAAGCAAAUGGCUCUUGAUUAUGCAAGAGAUCGAAUCCACGUGAACGCUCUGUGCCCUGGCUUCGUGGAGAGCCCCAUGAUUUCUGGCUUGACAGCAGAUGCCGCUGUGAGAGAACCAUUGGCAGCUUCCCAUCCUUGGAACGCGCUCGGCCGGCCGGAGGACGUGGCAGAUGCAGCAGUCUUCCUCUGCAGUGAUGAAGCCGCUUGGGUGACAGGCCAUUCUAUGGUGAUUGACGGAGGAUACACCAUCCAAUAA